AUGCUGGUGCUCACAGGGACCACGGGGCAUUUAGGGUCCCGGGUUCUCGACACGCUACUCCGCCAAAGGCUGAUCCCGCCAUCGGAGCUGGUCAUCUCAUCCAGCCACCCCAACAAUGUGUCGCCUGCAGCCCGGGAUGCCGGGGUCGAGGUCCGGAAGGGUGAUUUCACGUCUCCGGACUCGCUGGCAGCCUCGUUCAAGGGCGCUGACGCUCUGUUCCUGGUGUCGUUUCCCUCGCCCAGCGUCGAUCGGUGGCUUCACCACAAGGCCGCCAUUGACGCGGCGAAACAGGCGGGUGUCAAGACGGUGAUUUACACGAGCUUGAUGUUUGGCGGGAAGACGGGCCUCGACAGCAUAGCCGGCGUGCAGCAGGCGCACAUCAAGACCAUCAACUACCUGACACAGAGCGGACUGCAAUACGUGGUUGUGCGCGAGGGCAUCUACGCGGAAAGCUGGUGGUUGUACGCCGGGUUCCAACCUCAGAAGUUCAAAAAGGGCGACAUGGACGACAUCACAUUCGUCAUUCCCAACGAUGGCCCCGUCUCCUGGGUCACAUGGGACGACCUCGGUGAAGCCACAGCCAAGAUCCUCCGAGACUAUGACAAGUAUCUGGGCCAGACGUUGAACCUGACGGGGCCUCGGGCAACCAGCAUCAGCGACGUGGCCAAGCUGGUCGAGGAGCACACGGGGCGGAAAGUCAAAGUCGACAUCGUGGGUAGGCAGGAAGCCGAACGGUACCACAAGUUUGAGAAGAAAAGCGUGCCCCAGGACAACUUCUGGGUGGUGGAGAGCUGGAGUGGCUGGCAUGACGGAAUUGCCCAAGGGGAGACGGCGACGGUCGAUCCGUUGAUCGGUGACAUCCUGGGGAGGCCGCCCAGAGGCAUUGAGGAGAUGGCAGCACGUCUGUUCACUCCAGAAUAA
Messenger RNA from Fonsecaea multimorphosa CBS 102226, 921 nucleotides. RefSeq lists its product as uncharacterized. The transcript has 2 exons. Bases 1 to 921 code for a protein of 306 amino acids. NCBI's taxonomy places the organism in Eukaryota, Fungi, Ascomycota, Eurotiomycetes, Chaetothyriales, Herpotrichiellaceae. The record is from RefSeq and is a predicted model, not a curated record.